AUGUCCAGGCCAUAUGCUACCCAUGGUGGAUAUCGCCCGUAUAUUAGCCCAACGUGGCGCUACGAUCAUUACUGCUUGCAAUGGCUGGAGCAAAGGGAAGUAGAGUCUGUAUUGUAUGUUAGCUUUGGAACUGUUGCCCCUGUUUCUACAAAACAGUUGAUGGAACUUGGGCUAGGACUCGAGUCUACCAACAAACCAUUUAUAUGGAGUGUGAAAAACAAAAUCAAAGAGGUUGAGAAAUGGUUUUUAGAAUUCGAAGAAAGGGUGAGAGACAGAGGGUCGUUGAUCGUACAUGGGUGGCCGCCACAAGUGUUAUUACUAUCCCACCCGUCAAUCGGGGGUUUCUUGACACAUUGUGGAUGGAACUCGUUGCUAGAAACCAUAUGUGCUGGUGUCCCGAUUGGUGUAAGCUUAGGAGUGGAGGAAGCUAUCAUAUCAGAAGAGGAUAUUAAAGAUAUGGAGCCGAUGGUGAAGAAAGAAGACGUCAAGAGGGGUGUUAAUCGCUUACUAGAUGAAGACGGAAUUGGUAAAGAAUGCAUGCAGGGAAAGGGCGCGAAUGCUUGCAGAAAUGGCUAA
Molecule: messenger RNA, 576 nt
Organism: Erigeron canadensis
Lineage: Eukaryota; Viridiplantae; Streptophyta; Magnoliopsida; Asterales; Asteraceae
Product: UDP-glycosyltransferase 73E1-like
Exons: 3
Coding region: 1-576 (191 amino acids)
Molecular function (GO): UDP-glycosyltransferase activity
Source: RefSeq, a predicted model, not a curated record